AUGGCGGCGGCCGCGCUGCUGCUGGGCUUGGCGCUGGCGGCGCCGCGGGCGGUGGGCGCAGCCAUGGGCGCGUGCUACGACGGCGCGGGGCGGCCGCAGCGCUGCCUGCCCGUGUUCGAGAACGCGGCGUUCGGCCGGCGCGCCGAGGCCUCGCACACGUGCGGGAGCCCGCCCGAGGACUUCUGCCCGCACGUGGGCGCGCCGGGCGCGGGGGCGCAGUGCCAGCGCUGCGACGCCGCCGACCCCCUGCGCCACCACAACGCCUCCUACCUCACCGACUUCCACAGCCCGGACGAGAGCACCUGGUGGCAGAGCCCGUCCAUGGCCUUCGGCGUGCAGUACCCCACCUCGGUCAACCUCACGCUGCGCCUGGGCAAGGCCUACGAGAUCACCUACGUGCGGCUCAAGUUCCACACCAGCCGCCCUGAGAGCUUCGCCAUCUACAAGCGCAGCCGCGCCGGCGCCCCCUGGGAGCCCUACCAGUACUACAGCGCCUCGUGCCUCAAGACCUACGGCCGGCCCGAGGGCCACUACCUGCGCCCGGGCCAGGACGAGCGCGUGGCCUUCUGCACCUCCGAGUUCAGCGACAUCUCCCCGCUGAGUGGCGGCAACGUGGCCUUCUCCACCCUGGAGGGCCGGCCCAGCGCCUACAACUUCGAGGACAGCCUGGCGCUGCAGGAGUGGGUCACCAGCACCGAGAUCCUCAUCUCUCUAGACCGGCUCAACACCUUUGGGGACGACAUCUUCAAGGACCCCAAGGUGCUACAGUCCUACUACUACGCCGUGUCUGACUUCUCCGUAGGCGGCAGGUGCAAAUGCAACGGGCACGCCAGCGCGUGCGGCCCCGAUGCCACUGGCCAGCUGGCCUGCCGCUGUCAGCACAACACCACCGGGCCGGACUGCGAGCGCUGCCUGCCUUUCUUCCAGGACCGCCCGUGGGCGCGGGGCACGGCCGAGGCCGCCCACGAGUGUCUGCCCUGUAACUGUAGCGGCCGCUCUGAGGAAUGCACCUUCGACCGUGAGCUCUUCCGCAGCACGGGCCACGGCGGGCGCUGCCGCAACUGCCGUGGCCACACGGCCGGGCCACACUGCGAACACUGCCAGGAGAACUUCUACCGCUGGGACCAGCGGGCCCCGUGCCAGCCCUGUGACUGCCACCCGGCAGGCUCCCUGAGCCUCCAGUGUGACGCCGAGGGCUCCUGCACCUGCAGACCCACCGUGACCGGCUGGAAGUGCGACCGCUGCCUGCCUGGGUUCCACUCGCUCAGCGAGGGAGGCUGCAGACCCUGCACCUGCGAUGCAGCCGGCAGCCUGGGCACCUGUGACCCUCGCAGUGGGCGUUGCCCCUGCAAAGAGAAUGUGGAAGGCAGCCUGUGUGACAGAUGCCGGCCCGGCACGUUUAACCUGCAGCCCCACAACCCCGCCGGCUGUAGCAGCUGCUUCUGCUACGGCCACUCCAAGGUGUGUGCGGCCAGCGCCGGGUUCCAGGUGCACCACAUCCUGUCCGACUUCCGCCAGGGAGCCAAGGGCUGGCGGAGCAGGCGUGUGGGAGGCCCAGAGCGCCCCCCGCGAUGGAGCCCGCAGGGCGUCCUGCUGAGCCUGGAAGAGGAGGAGCUCAUGGCACCAGGGCAGUUCCUGGGAGACCAGCGGCUCAGCUACGGGCAGCCCCUCACGCUGACCUUGCACGUGUCCUCCGGGGGUGCCCCCCCACCCGCCAUGCAGCUGAGUCUGGAAGGGGCGGGCCUGGCCUUGUCUCUGAGGCCCUCCCUGGAUGCUGGGCAGCCAGGGGAGGCACAGCUCAGGUUCCUGUUACAGGAGUCUUCUGAGGACACGCACCCUCCGCUGCCCGCCUUCCACUUCCAGCGGCUCCUGGCCAACCUGACCGCUCUGCGCAUCCAGGCCAACGUCACAGCUCCACGCCCCCAGCUCUCUGGCCAGGUGCUCCUGGCUGAGGUCCGGCUCACGUCAGCCCAGCCCCAGCGCGGGCCCUUCCCCGCAGCCUCCUGGGUGGAGACUUGCACGUGUCCCCAGGGGUACACAGGCCAGUUCUGUGAAUCCUGUGCCCCAGGCUACAAGAGGGAGACUCCACAAGGUGGUCCCUACGCCAGCUGUGUCCCCUGCACCUGUAACCGGCACGGCUCCUGUGACCCCGACACAGGGAUCUGCCUGUGUGGCCACCACACCGAGGGCCCGUCCUGUGAGCGCUGCUUGCUGGGUUUCUAUGGCAACCCUUUCCGGGGCCAAGCCGACGACUGCCAGCCCUGUCCGUGCCCCGGCCAGUCGGCGUGCACGACCAUCCCAGAGAGUGGGGAGGUGGUGUGUACCCACUGCCCCCCAGGCCAGAGAGGGCGGCGCUGUGAGAUCUGUGCCGAUGGCUUUUACGGGGACCCGCUGGGGCGCUCUGGCCAGGCCCAGCCCUGCCGCCGAUGCCAGUGCAGCGGCAACGUGGACCCCAACGCCGUAGGAAACUGUGACCCGCUGUCAGGUCUCUGCCUGCGCUGCCUGUACAACACGACGGGCGACCGCUGUGAGCGCUGCCAGGCGGGCUUCUACGGGAACGCCCUGGCCCCCCGGCCCGCGGACAGAUGCACGCCCUGCAGCUGCAACCCCGGGGGCUCAGUCAGCAAGCAGACGCCCUGCGACCCCGUGACCGGCCAGUGCCCCUGCCUGCCUCACGUGUCUGGACGAAACUGCAGCCGCUGCCUCCCUGGCUUCUACGGCCUCCAGCCCGGGAGCGGCUGCCGGAGCUGCAAAUGCCACCCGCUGGGCUCCCAGGAAGACCGGUGCCAUCCAGAGACUGGGCAGUGCCCCUGCCGCCCGGGCGUCACAGGCCUGGCCUGCGACAGAUGCCAGCUGGGUUUCUUUGGCUUCUCCAUCAAGGGCUGCCGUGCCUGCAGGUGCUCGCCGCUGGGCGCCGUCUCGGCCCAGUGCCACGAGAACAGCACGUGCACCUGCAGACCUGGUUUCGUGGGCUACAAGUGUGACCGCUGUCGCGACAACUUCUUCCUCACGGCUGACGGCACCCAGUGCCAGGAGUGCCCAUCCUGCUACGGCCUGGUGCGGGACGAGGCAGCCACGCUGAAGGCCAGGCUGACCUUGAUGGAGGGGUGGCUGCAGGAGUCUGACUGUGGCAGUCCCUGGGGGCCGCUGGACAUUCUACAGGGAGAGUCACCACGUGGGGAUGUCUACCAGAGGGGCCCCUUGCUGCAAGGGGCCCAGGAGGCCUUCCUGGAGCAGAUGGUUGGCCUCAAGGGAGCUGUGAAGGCUGCCCAGGCGCGGCUGCAGGUGCUGAGCAGGAGUGCGCGCUGUGGCCAGGAUGGAGCUCGGAAGCCCUGCGUCCAGCUGGCCGACCUGGAGGCGGUCCUGGGGUCCUCGCACGAGGAGAUCGCCCACGCGGCCACCGUUCUCACGUCUCUGGUGAUUCCCCAGGAGGGGCCCAGCCAGCCUACCAACUGGAGCCUUCUGGCCACAGAGGCCCGAGCCCUUGCCCGGAGCCACAGAGACACUGCCGCCAAGAUCAAAGCUGCCGCUCGGAGGGCCCUCCUGGCCUCCAACGCCAGUGACGCGCUUCUCUGGAAUCUGGUGGACGGGAGGUUGGCCCUGGAGACCCAGCAGGAGCUGGAGGACAGGUACCAGGAGGCCCAGGAGGCCCUGAAAGCGUUGGGCACAGCUGUGGCAGAGGCACUGCCCGAAGCUAGGAGGGUGCUGGCCGCCGUGCAGCAAGUUGGUGCAGAUGCAGCCCCGCGUCUGGCCUCACUGGCCGCCCCUGGAUCACGGCCUCAGAAAUCCCAGGCCAGGGACCUGAGCCGGAAAGUGGGGUCCCUGGAGAAGAUGGUUGCAUCGAGAGAACGCAUGGCCACCAAGGCCACCCGAGCCCUCCGGGCCACUGCCCGAGCCGCGCUGCAGAAGACGGAGACCCUCGUGCAGCUGCGCCAGGAGGCCACAGCCGCCCUGACCCGGGCUUCCUCGUCUGUCCAGGCUGCCACAGUGACUGUCAUGGGAGCCAGGACCCUGCUGGCCGACCUGGAAGGGACGCGGCCACGCUUCCCUCGGCCCCAGGACCAGGCCGCACUGCAGAGGAAGGCAGGCGUGGUCAGGGCCAGGCUCCUCGCCGACGUGACAAAGAAGACCAAGCAGGUGGAGAGGGUGCUGGGGAACGCGGCGUCUGUCUCCUCCACCUCCAAGAAGAAGGGCCGAGAAGCCGAGCUGUUGGCCAAAGAAAACGCCAAGCUCGCCAAGGCCUUGCUGCGGGAAGGCAAGCAGGGCCAGCGCCACGCCAGCCGGCUCGCCAGCCAGACGCAGGCCACGCUCCGACAGGCAUCCCGGCAGGUGCUAACCUCGGCAGCACGCAGACGGGAGCUGCAGGAAGCUGAGCAGGCAGGUGCCGGGCUGAGCGAGAUGGAGCGGCACAUCCGGGAGUCACGCCUGUCCCUGGAGGAGGACAUCAGGGCCUUGUCAGAGCUCCUUGCCGGCCUGGGGUCGCUGGACACCCAUGGCACCCCAGCCCAGGCCCUGAACGAGACCCAGCAGGCCCUGGAGCGCCUGAGGCUGCAGCUGGGCGCGCCGGGGGCGCUGCAGAGGAAACUGCGGCUGUUGGAAGAGGAGUCGGAGCAGCAGGCGCUGGAGAUCCAAGGCUUCGAGAAGGACCUGGCCGAGGUCCGCGCUGACAAGCAGAACUUGGAGGCCAUCCUGCUCAGCCUGCCCGAGAGCUGCGCCAGCCUGCAGUGAGACCCAGGCCCCGGCACACUUCCCCAGGUGUGCACCGCCCGGGAUGUGCACGCCUCCCCACAGGCGUGGAACCUGCCGGUGAUGCUCACGCUCCCUUCCCAGAAUGCCGGAGCCUCCCUGCCUGCUGGCAGGAGUGAGAGCGUGCACAGCCCUUGGUGUACCCACAGCCCCAGGGCCCUAAUAUACACAUUCCCGCUCACAGCCACACGUGAGGGCAUGUCUGUAGGACGCACACAUAUGUUCCACUCCCUCCGUGCGUGUACACAUGUGACCGUCCCCUGUGGGGUUCAGAGCCAGCCAUGCACUAGGCCCCCUGGAUGCUUGGGAGAGUUCUAUUAAAUUCCUGCAGUGCACACCCGGAGAGCAGGCCCCCAGAGCAGGGCGGGCGCCUCGGGAAGCUGAUGGGGCCGGGCUCACAGAUCUGAGGAGGGCUGAGCAGCAGCUGGAGCCCCUCGUCCCACGGCAGGCCUCUGUCCUGCCGCAGCCCCUCCCCCAUCAGCGUGGAGGACCCGGGAAGACAAGACAGGCAGCUCCUAGGAGGGCUGUAGGCAGUGAGAUCGGAGGCCCAGGGGUCCCACCCCUCCCUGCAGGGCUGUUAUUGUCUUGGGAGGCCCCCGCAGAGCCACUGAAGGAGUCACCUGCACUGCGCUCUGUCCUUUCAGCCUAUGAUCCGCCCGAAGAGCCAGGCCCCGAGGGGACUCACAGGCCUCCAGGAGCACGUGUGUGCCCCACUGACCCUGCUGACCCUUGAUUGACACUUGCUGAACCAGCCCUGCAGCCCCACCUGUCACGAGGGAGGCCACGGGGUGUUGGAGGGGUGGCUGCCUUUCCAGCCUGUCCUACACAGGAAUCCUCCUGUGGCCAGGCCCACGCCCAGGCCCACGCCCAGGUGUCCCAGGCAUUUCCUCCUGGCCUGGCCCCUCCCUUUCCAGGGUCUUCUCCCAGCAGACAGCGGGGCCUUGGCACCAGGAAGGCAGGCGCCCCCGCGGGUCCAGCCCCUUCCCACAGCUCCCCCUGCCGCUGUCACGGGGACAGAUGGCGGCUCGGACUGCUUCUG
Molecule: messenger RNA, 5785 nt
Organism: Lepus europaeus (European hare)
Lineage: Eukaryota; Metazoa; Chordata; Mammalia; Lagomorpha; Leporidae
Gene: LAMC3
Product: laminin subunit gamma 3
Exons: 28
Coding region: 1-4728 (1575 amino acids)
Source: RefSeq, a predicted model, not a curated record